AUGAGGCUGCUGCUCUGGGACUGCGACGACCGUACGUACGGCUAUUACAUCGAAGUGUCGACCAACCAGCGCGACUGGACGACGGUGUGCGACCGGUCCCGCUCGCUGUGCCGCUCCUGGCAGGUGGUCACGUUCCGGCGCCGGCCGGUCGUCUUCAUCCGCAUCGUCGGCACCAGAAACUCGGCCAACGAGGUGUUCCACUGCGUGCACUUCGAGUGUCCGGCGCAGUGUGAUGUGGAGCGGCAGCUGACACCCGAGCAGGAGGAGCCGGAGCCGGUGGAGGGCGCUGUUCUCUUCGUCUGGGGUUAG
This is a messenger RNA of Pollicipes pollicipes, 309 nucleotides long. Its product is annotated as BTB/POZ domain-containing protein 9-like. The record is from RefSeq and is a predicted model, not a curated record. NCBI's taxonomy places the organism in Eukaryota, Metazoa, Arthropoda, Thecostraca, Pollicipedomorpha, Pollicipedidae. Gene Ontology annotation, biological process: modulation of chemical synaptic transmission; circadian behavior; adult locomotory behavior. Bases 1 to 309 code for a protein of 102 amino acids. The transcript has 4 exons. Gene Ontology annotation, cellular component: cytoplasm.